Molecule: messenger RNA, 1113 nt
Organism: Poecile atricapillus (Black-capped chickadee)
Lineage: Eukaryota; Metazoa; Chordata; Aves; Passeriformes; Paridae
Gene: SSTR5
Product: somatostatin receptor 5
Exons: 1
Coding region: 1-1113 (370 amino acids)
Biological process (GO): cellular response to glucocorticoid stimulus; regulation of insulin secretion; neuropeptide signaling pathway
Cellular component (GO): neuron projection; membrane
Molecular function (GO): neuropeptide binding; somatostatin receptor activity
Source: RefSeq, a predicted model, not a curated record
AUGGAUCCUUUGUACUUCUCCAGCACUUUUAGCACGGAAGCCUCUCCCGGCGAGGCGAACUCCUCGCUGCCGCCCAACGCGACGGAGAACGGGACGCUCCCGGAGCCGCCCCCGUUCCAGUACAUCCACAAGGUGCUCAUUCCCAUCUGUUACCUGCUGGUGUGCGCCGUGGGGCUGAGCGGCAACGCCCUGGUCAUCUACGUGGUGCUGCGCCACGCCAAGAUGAAAACGGUCACCAACAUCUACAUCCUCAACCUGGCCGUGGCCGACGUGCUCUUCAUGCUGGGCCUGCCCUUCCUGGCCACCCAAAACGCCAUCUCCUACUGGCCCUUCGGCUCCUUCCUCUGCCGGCUGGUGAUGACCGUGGACGGCAUCAAUCAGUUCACCAGCAUCUUCUGCCUGACGGUGAUGAGCAUGGACCGGUACCUGGCCGUGGUGCACCCCAUCAAAUCCACCAAGUGGAGACGCCCCAGGGUGGCCAAGCUCAUCAGUGCCACGGUCUGGACCUUCUCCUUCCUGGUGGUGCUGCCCGUCAUCAUCUUCUCGGACGUGCAGGAGGACUUCCAGACGUGCAACAUGAACUGGCCGGAGCCGGUCAACGUCUGGUCGGCGGCGUUCAUCAUCUACACCUCGGUGCUGGGCUUCUUCGGGCCUCUGCUGGUCAUCUGCCUGUGCUACCUGCUGAUCGUGGUCAAGGUCAAGUCCUCGGGGAUCCGCGUGGGCUCCACGCGGCGCCGCCGGUCGGAGCGGAAGGUCACCAGGAUGGUGGUGAUCAUCGUGGUGGUCUUCGUCUUCUGCUGGCUGCCCUUCUACACCAUGAACAUCGUCAACCUGAUCCUCAUCCUGCCCGCUGACCCCGUCCUGGAGGGGCUCUACUUCUUCAUGGUGGUGCUGUCCUACGCCAACAGCUGCGCCAACCCCAUCCUCUACGGCUUCCUCUCCGACAACUUCAAGCAGAGCUUCCAGAAGGUUCUCUGCCUCCGGAAAGGUGACGGGGCGGAGGAUGGGGAGCCCGUGGAGCACAGGCAGGAGAACAGCAGCCGCCUGCAGGAGUCCAUGCUGACCCAGAGGAACGCGGAUGCCAACGGGCACAUGCAGACCAGCAAGGUCUGA